UAUUUUCAGUUUUGAUUUCAUUUUGAUUAUACUACAAAAAGUUAAUAAAGUUUCUAUGAAAUUUAAUUUAGAAUAUGUGGAAUUCUGGAAAAUGCUGCGCCUUGGGUUUACCCAAAAUCCUUGAGAAUGAGAGUGAAAUACUAACAGUUAGCGAAUUGCCAGCAAAUACUAGUUUCAAUGAAGAAGAGGAAACCGAUUUGGAUUCCAUCUAUGAUGAACUAGAGACUAUGAAACAGAAGUUGCUAACAUUACGCAGUAAAUUGAUAAUAACACCAAUGGACAAAUGUCAACAAAAGAUGGAGAAGGAGGAGCAGGAGGAGCAGGAGGACAGCGUAGAUGAAAUGCUCACACCUGUUCAGCAGCAACUCAAUACAUUGAGGCGCCAAAAUUGUAUCCUUAGAUGUCAACUACACGAAAUGGCUAAGCAUCUGUAUGCCACACGAAAGGACAUCGAGGAGUAUAAAGCCUUGCAAUGUCAACUCACACAAAAUUUGCAAAAAUUUUGCAAAGAAUUGAAGAUCUUUGAUGCCUUUAAAGCAAAUGCCAUACAUCAUUUUGGCUUAUGCAUUGAACGUUGGGAACAGCAUAAAAAUAGUAAAAUCUUGGCGAAAACCUUUAUGGAUAUGAUGUGCAAAUUUCGUAUAUCUUCCACGGGAAUGCAUCGUGGUCAUGUGACCCUAAAUUGCCAUCAGCAAGUACGUAAUGAUGCGAUAAUGGAAUUAGUAUUGAUUCGUGUCUUGCUAUGCCAUAUAUAUGAGACUCUGAUGGAUAAUUUCAAUUUCUUUGCCAGGCGUAUGAGUUCAAAAAUGACUGACGAUAGCUGGAACUCCUUUUUGGACCAUGGCAGCAUGUAUAUUAAAUCACCAAACAAUUCUUUUAUAUCCCAUUAUUCCCUUUUGCGCGAUUAAAAGAAAUCUCUGCACUUGGUUUAAUUUA
Messenger RNA from Drosophila willistoni, 936 nucleotides. RefSeq lists its product as uncharacterized. The coding region runs from base 75 to 908 and encodes 277 amino acids. NCBI's taxonomy places the organism in Eukaryota, Metazoa, Arthropoda, Insecta, Diptera, Drosophilidae. The record is from RefSeq and is a predicted model, not a curated record. The transcript has 2 exons.